AUGGUUUCGGACGAGCAUUACGAUAUGUGUUUGCCUGUCCUGCAGGACCUGACACUCGACGACGAAGAUAAAACGGAUAAACUGGAAGAGCUCUUCAGAGCCAAUACAAAUCUUGCUGGGCCUUCGCUGGACAAUGCGGUCCUCGAUGCGUUAUGGAGAUAUCGGGAUGGCGGAGGGACAGCAGCAUCUCCCCCUGCCAUUAGGCAUUCUAUCCUGCGCCGCCCUUCUCCUGCUUCAUGGCGCGGCUCUGGGACACCGCUUUCUGGCUCCCCGAGGCUCGGGGUAAGCCCCCUGGCCCCUCCCGGCUUUGUCCCCCCGACAUUUGGUCGUACAAUGUCAUCUACAGCCUCGCCCUUUUCGUCGCCACGAGCAUCCCCCCGACCGACUUUUGUAACGCCUUCGAUUCCCCACAGCCCGAACUUGAGUGCAUACGAAUUCGCAAGUGACCUUACGCCAGCCACCGAGAUCCUUGGUGAAUACCAGACCGAGAACGUUGAGUGGCUUGUCAAUGACGAUGCCAUUAGCGUUACGUCCUCUGUCGGAACCUCCAGUGGCCUCAAUGCUGCUGCGCCGGAGUUCUCGUCCGCAGUGCCUGCCCAUCAAAUAGACAUGUCUCCUUAUGACAUGCUCCGCUCAAUUUUGGGUCACACAAGAACCGAUGAAGAGAUUGAGGCAGCUCUGGCAGACCAUGGAUACGAUUUGAGCGCCACCAUUGCAACUCUCAUGGAGGGCCAGGCCCAGGACGCUGGCUUGGCUCUUGGCUCUGAUGAAGUCAAGAGCGUCCUGGUUGGGAAGUCUCUUUCUGCUGAGGGAAGGCCCAGCACUCCUGUCAACCAUAAAUCCGGCGUCAUCUGUAAGUUUUACAUGUCUACCGGCCAAUGUCUCCGCGCAGACUGUCGGUUCAGCCAUGACUUGAGCAACCACCUUUGCAAGUAUUGGAUCAUGGGGAACUGUUUGGCAGGAGAGACUUGCAUCUUUUCGCAUGACCCUGCAAAGCUCAUGAGUAAGCUUGCGAUGGAUGGAACAAGCACUCCACCAACAAAAGGCCAAGGAAAUCUGCAGUUGCAGGAUUUUAGCUCCUUUCCCUCUUUGCAGGGGACACCGGAACAGCUGGCUGCUCUUGCCAACAACCCUAAUUUUGCGAACUUGGGUAUUUCUGCUCCUCCGGGUCUACGGGCUUUCCACGGCUCUGACAGCCCUCGUUCCCGAUCAAGACCGGGAAGUCGGCAUCAGGGCAAGGAAGUUCCGCCGUCGGCCCCGGCACUGGACGACACAGAGGCUUUCCCAUCUCUCGGCUCUGCAUCGGCCACGAAGCAGGGUAAGAAGCACCAUGGGAAGCGAGGUGGGCAUGGCCAUAAUCACAAGGAGAAUUCCACACCCAACUCCCUGGCCGAUGUCGUGCGAAUGAGCCCAUCCCCAGUCAUUGGAUCACCACGACUUGAGGCUAAGCGGAUUGGACGUAAUGGGAGUGCCACUCCUCUCAAGAAUGGAGAGAACAGUGCGGCGGCGCAGGCAAUCUCCAGUCCGAAACAUAUACCUUGGCUUGAAACUGGCGAAAAAGCGAAUAAGGCGUAUUUGAAAGCUCGUCAGGAGGCUAUCAAGCAUGGUGGCCUCCGCAAUAAGUUCUUACAAAGUGCUGCCCAAGCAUGGAAUCGCAACGACGCUCGAGCUGCCAAGGCGCUUAGUCUUCGUGGCCAGAGCGAAAAUGAUCUCAUGCGCAAAGCGCACCGAGAAGCUGCCCGAGAACUGUAUGAGGAGCGUAACAAGAACAACUCCAACAGCUCCGAGAUGUACGUGGAUCUCCACGGGCUACAUCCCGAAGAAGCUGUGGAGUACUUGGAGAAGAUCCUCAUGGAAAAUGACCAAGAAACCCGACCUAUCUAUGCCAUUACUGGCUCAGGACAUCACAGCAAGAAUGGCAAGGAUAAGGUUGGCAAGGCCAUUCGCAGUUUCCUCAAUGAGUGGAGGUACGCCUACCGGGAAUUUUCCGUUCCCGGCGAUCGCAAUAAUAUGGGCGGGAUCUUGGGCAUUGAUGCUCGAAGCUGGGACAAGACACUAGCCAAGGAAGGGUCCGAGGAGGGAGGAGUUAAGACGACCGUUGAGGAUCUCCUCGACCAAGCCGUGGAGAUUGGGGAUGGCAAAGUCAGGCUCCUUGUCCGAGACCCUCCCAAGGGCCCAAGUAGCCGCCGAUGA
Molecule: messenger RNA, 2193 nt
Organism: Clonostachys rhizophaga
Lineage: Eukaryota; Fungi; Ascomycota; Sordariomycetes; Hypocreales; Bionectriaceae
Source: the annotation of a GenBank genome assembly